This is a messenger RNA of Cooperia oncophora, 345 nucleotides long. The record is from the annotation of a GenBank genome assembly. NCBI's taxonomy places the organism in Eukaryota, Metazoa, Nematoda, Chromadorea, Rhabditida, Trichostrongylidae.
AUGAACCCGAAUUUCCAGAUGGCCAACGCGAAGACACGAAGCGUAGGCUGUGCACUGGAGUUCUGUAAUGAAACUGGGACAAAUGACGAAUAUUAUGCUUUUUAUUGUGUGUACAACGAGAAAGUUUUGGAUGGCCAACCUCUCUAUAAAGAUGGAUUACCAUGCUCCAAAUGUUCCAAGGGCUACCUAUGUGACGAUGAGAAAAAGCUCUGCAAGGUGAUAGAUGGGCGAACUAGCCUCUUGCUUCGGGUGGAACAUAGUGCAAUGGAAUGGCUUGACUUUCUGUUCACGAAUCUCGUAUCCUUUGGGCUGGAACGUGUAAAGCAACCAGCACAACAUCGCUAG